Molecule: messenger RNA, 339 nt
Organism: Hymenoscyphus albidus
Lineage: Eukaryota; Fungi; Ascomycota; Leotiomycetes; Helotiales; Helotiaceae
Source: the annotation of a GenBank genome assembly
AUGCAGCUCUCUACGAACCUUCUCCUCGCCCUCAGCGCAUGCUCCUCUUUGGCAGCAGCACAAAUCGCUGCGGGAGGAGGAGCAGUGAUAUCCUCGCCGGCCGCGACACAGAUGGCGACGACCUCAAAAUGUCGAUCCCUAGCCACGAUUGAUGGCAAGACGACGGCGAUAGAGAUGACUUUUACCCAGACUUUCGCGAAGACGGCGCUCGGUACCUGGGCGCUGCCUCCGACGCCGGGCGUGGGUACGAUUGGGUUGGGGGAUAUUCAGGGGCAGAUUGGGAUUAUGAAGACGAAGAGGGGUUUGGAUGCGGUGCAGACUCCGGGACCUAUGAUUUGA